Elephantulus edwardii (Cape elephant shrew) is the source of this 588-nucleotide messenger RNA. It is a transcript of the gene DNAJC12, whose product is annotated as DnaJ (Hsp40) homolog, subfamily C, member 12. Gene Ontology annotation, cellular component: cytoplasm. Bases 1 to 588 code for a protein of 195 amino acids. The record is from RefSeq and is a predicted model, not a curated record. The transcript has 5 exons. NCBI's taxonomy places the organism in Eukaryota, Metazoa, Chordata, Mammalia, Macroscelidea, Macroscelididae.
AUGGAUGAGAUACUGAAGUACAGUUUGGACGAUGCUGAUGAUUACUACAAGUUAUUGGGAUGUGAUGAGCUGUCUUCGGUUGAACAAAUACUUGCAGAAUUUAAGAUCAGAGCCCUGGAAUGUCACCCUGACAAGCAUCCGGAAAAUACCAAAGCUGUGGAGACCUUCCAGAAGCUGCAGAAGGCAAAGGAGGUACUGACCAAUGAAGAGAGCCGAGCUCGCUAUGACCACUGGCGAAGGAACCAGAUGAGCAUUCCGUUCCAGCAGUGGGAAGCUCUGAGCGACUCAGUGAAAACGUCAAUGCAUUGGGCUGUCAGAAGUAAAAAAGACCUAAUGCUGGAAGAAUCUGACCAGACUCAUAUCUGCAAGAUUGCAAAGGACUGGAACGAGCAGAGAGAAAUAAAUAGAGAAGAGAUUGGUUCAACCAUGGAGAGAACAGAGCACAAAGAAUCCGAUUCCCCGGACAAGUCCUUCUCCCAUCCAGAUUCUACAGGCUUUUCAGAUGUGAACUCUUGCCACCUGCGUUUCCGAUGGUCUGGGGACACUCCUUCAGAUCUCCUGAGAAAAUUUAGAAACUAUGAAAUAUGA